Messenger RNA from Helobdella robusta, 1969 nucleotides. RefSeq lists its product as hypothetical. Lineage: Eukaryota; Metazoa; Annelida; Clitellata; Rhynchobdellida; Glossiphoniidae. Gene Ontology annotation, cellular component: nucleus; site of double-strand break. The record is from RefSeq and is a predicted model, not a curated record. The transcript has 3 exons. Gene Ontology annotation, molecular function: protein binding. Gene Ontology annotation, biological process: regulation of DNA double-strand break processing. The coding region runs from base 162 to 1589 and encodes 475 amino acids.
CUACUUCAUUCCAAAAGAGUGAAGCAUUGUAAUACGUUUGCUGUCGGAUGUUUUCAGUUAAUUAAUUCUAAUUACGUAAAUUGAUUUUUUGUUUAAUUUUAAAUUUAAAUGGAGGGUAUUAAAAGAAAUUCCCAGAAAAGAUUCCUCGCAAUUUUGAUUUCAUGGAAAUGUUCGACAAAGCUAGGAUGACUGCUAUUGAAAUGGGUCUAGAAAGCAGAGAAGAAAUGAAAACUGAAGAUGGAAUGGAUAAUAUAGACGACUGUUUUGUGAGGGAAUUUGAUUGCUCUAACAAUAGAACAAAUGUUUCAUCAUAUUUAAGGGAUGGAAACAAAUUAGAAACUAAAACAAAGGAAGACGACGAAUACAUCAUCGGACCACCAGUGCCUGCCAGCCUACCCAUUAAAAUCACAACUUCAGAAAAGUCCAAUGUUAAUGAUGAGGAUGAUGAAGAUGAGGAUGAUAAAGAAGAAAAGGAAAAUCGUUUACCAUUAGAUAAUAAAUUGGUAAUAAAUCACGGAAAGAAGCCUAUAUCAUCAUUGUAUGUGGAUGCAUCAGGUGCAAUGUUGGUUACUGGAAGUUAUGAUUACUCCAUCAAAUUUUGGGAUUUUGCUGGCAUGGAUUCAUCACCGAGACCUUUUAGAACCAUAAAUCCAUGUGAAGGUCAUAUAAUCAGAGAUCUCAAGUUCAGUAGCAAUGGCGAUAUGGUGCUUGUGGUAUCAGGAAGUGCUCGAGCUAAAGUUUUAGAUAGAGAUGGUCACAAGAUAAUGGAAUGCAUUAAGGGUGAUCAGUACAUAAUUUAUCAGAGUAACACCAAAGGACAUACGGCUACGCUCAAUGCAGGCUGCAAAAAAGUUGUCACCACUACUUGUUCAUACAGCAGAGAUGGCAAGUUGGUUGCAGCUGCUUGUCAAGAUGGUUCCAUUCAAAUGUGGGAACAUGGAAAGCUAUAUGUUAAAGUCAUUUUAAAAAACAUGACUGCGCAUGGCUGUGGCAAUGACAUAUUCUCUAUUUCUUUUAGCAACGACAACAAUUUUUUGGCAUCUAGAAGUACCGAUGACACUUUGAAACUUUGGGAUUUAAGACAUUUCAAAAAAGCUCUGUUCGAAGUAACAUCCCUUUAUAAUUUAUUUCCACUGACUGAUUGUUGUUUUAGCCCUAAUGACAACUUGAUUGUAACAGGAGUGUCUGCCGAAAAGGGAGGUUCUACUGUUAAUGGUACUGGAGGAAAGUUGGUGUUUUAUAACAAAAAUACCGCGGCUGAAAAAGACCGAAAAGACCCGGCGAGGUCUAGAAGACCUGAUCUACCUGUUAAUGGACCAGGCGAAGAUGGAAAAGUUAGAGCUCACGGAGCCACGUUGUCACAAUAUAUCAUUAAGAACUUAGCCCUCCGAAAACCAGAUGAAAGAGAUAUAGAUCCAAGAUCUGCCAUUUUAAGGCAUGCUAAAGAGGCAGCCGAACAUCCUUUCUGGAUUACACCGGCAUAUCAAAAAACGCAACCUAAACCAAUUUUUCAAGAAGUCGAAGAAGAUGAUGACUCAAGCGACGAACUUGCGCCAGUGUGUAAAAAACUAAAAACGAAAGAAAAGUAGUUCAAACAAUUUUUUCCAUUUUUAUUUUGUAUAACAAUAAUAUAUAUGAAGGAAGGGUGUUGAGAUAUAAUGACAUUAAUUAAUUGCUUAAUUUAUUUCAUUUUUUUGAUUUUAUGAUAUUUUUGUAUGUAUGUAUGAAUGUAUGUGUGUAUGUGUUUGUUUGUAUAUACAAAUGUAUGUAUGUAAUAAUAUUAAUAUUUCACAUUAAAAUUGUUUAAAAACAUUUUGUUGUCUAAUUUUUCACACCAAAAAAAAACAUAAAAAACGAAAAACAAAAUUUGGAAAAACGACGUUAGAGAGGGAAAAAUAAAUGGCCGUACAUUUCGCGCAUUUUCCGCGUCUUAUAAAUAAUACCUGGCCAUAUUUUCCGCAAAAUUAUU